AGUUUCCUCGUCUGAGCAGCAUCAAAGGACUUCUUCUAUCAAGCAGGCAAAACGGAGCUUUAAUUGAUGCCGUCCGGGGCAAGAAGCGGAUCCGAAGAAGUGGUAAUCUCAUGCAAACUAGAUUAAUGCUCCCCUGUUUACUCGCUUAAUGAGCAAAUCGUCGUUGCUUUGAAAUUUGAUGCUGUCUGAUCCGCCCACGAUGAUGAGACCAUACUCUAGUUGAAGCGCAAAUAUGGGACAGCAAGAAUAUGAGGAUUCAUUCGGGCAAGAUAAACAGAGGAUGCAUGAUUCUUUACUCGGAAACGAAAAGCAUGGAGUAUAUCAUCUAAAAUCUCAGCAUGAUGAAAUGCCACGAAUGAUGCCGGCUGAACAAGGCCUGCGAAAGAAAUGGCUUAGAAAGUUACUAAUCACUGGAUUGCUGACAUUUUGGAUUUAUUGCUUCUUACCACAGGGCAAAAGCAUAUCCGAUGAGGAUGGUUGGUCUUGGGAAUUAGUAAGGAUUUUGACGUUGGUGAUAUUACACAGAACUAAUAGGACAUCAUACUAGAUCAAACCAUCCCCCGAACUGAUCUGGCAUCGAUGCUUUAAUGAAUUUGACUGUGCAAGAUUAGAGGUAAGACUACAGCAUGUAUAGACUCACCCACCAUAAGCUCAUCAUCCAUUCUGAAUAUAGGUCCCAUUAGAUUGGCUAGACUCACCCACCAUAAGCUCAUCAUCCAUUCUGAAUAUAGGUCCCAUUAGAUUGGCUAGACUCACCCACCAUAAGCUCAUCAUCCAUUCUGAAUAUAGGUCCCAUUAGAUUGGCUAGAACCUACCAACACGUCAAAAGUUGUUUUGGCUGUUUUGAGAAAAAAUGCAACAUCAAAUGUGGAUUAUAAGGGUCCUCUAUUCAUUAAUCCAGGAGGACCGGGUGGAUCCGGUGUAGGCACUGUUAAAGAUCUUGGGAAAGCCAUUCAUGUGGCUGUUGGAGCUAACCACGUGAGUUAUGUUCUCAGUGAUAUUAAGACCAAUAAUUAGCUUGUUAAUGGACGCAAUAGGAUCUUAUCGGAUUUGACCCUCGUGGAAGUAAGUUAGCACCAAUGUAAUAUUAAGAUCCUGUGUUGACUCUACAAAAAGUUGGCGCUACCACACCUUCUGCUCAUUGUUGGAAUGGUCCACAAGAAGAAAGAAUCUGGAGAAUUCAAAAUCUCGGCCUCGUUGAUUCACAUCCAGGAAUGAUUUAUGACCUUUAUGCGCAUCAGAGUGUGGAGUCUAGGAACUGUGAAGCCACAAUUGGUGAUUUAUCGCGGUUUUUAGGAACAGCUUCUGUAGCAAGGGAUAUGUUGGAGAUGCUCAAUAAGCUCGGGUAUGAAAAGUUGAGAUAUUGGGGUUUAAGCUACGGAACAGUGAUCGGAGGAACUUUUGCAGCAAUGUUCCCAGAUAAGAUUGAGCGAUUAGUGAAUGACGGUUUGUCUUGAAGGCUUUGAACGAUGAGAGUCUUGCUAAAUUUCUUUCAGGAAACGUCAAUUAUUCAGAAUGGUACAAUGGAACUGGAAUCCACUAUAUAGAUGAUACCGACAAAGUAAUGCUCGCCUUCUUUGACCUUUGUCAUAAGGCCGGCCCAGACAAUUGUGCGUUUCAUGAUGUAACACCAGCAGUAAUUCAAGAACGGCUCGAAGGUAUAUAUGCCAAGCUUCGAAAGUAUCCAUUACAAGUCUUCCCUACCACAAACAACACAAUGGAGUUACAGUCUUUGGGGAUUACCCGACCAAAAAUCAUCACAUACUCAGAAGUGAAAAAUGCAGUAAUAUACUCACUAUAUCAACCUUUACUCAUCUUUCCUCAAUUAGCCGAAGCAUUGGCUGCACUUGAAGCCGAUGAUGGUGUACCAUUCUUAAAAAUGGCAAUAGAUCAAGGAUAUAUAUCGCCUAGUUUCAACUGUAGUUGCGACUCACCUGCAUGCGAGAAAUCUGGUUGGCCAUUGGAAGCAGUUGGAAACGGCGACGCAGCAACGUAUGUUAGAUGUGGAGAAGGUAAACCCGAUGUUGAUAAAGAUAGUUUGGAGGUUAUGAUAAAGUACGAGGAAGAAUUGAGGAAAAAAAGUCCAUUGUCUGCGUCGGUUAUGUUCAAUAUUCGCCUGUCAUGUGCCGGCUGGAAGUCAAGGACGAAAUGGAAUUUUAUUGGUAAGCAUCAGACGUUUCCUUCCACCAGACAUGCUAACCAGAUACAAUGAAAAGGUCCAUUUGAGCAAAAUACCAGUCAUCCGAUCUUAUUCAUAGGCAACUCAGCAGACAACAUCACACCUUUAGGAAGUGCAAUUUACAAUUCAAACUUUUUCCCUGGUUCUUCUGUUCUAGUCCAAAGUUCUUACGGCGUAAGCUCUUGCUAUCAUGAAAUCCAAAAACCCACAGCUUACAAAACCAUAGCAUACUUCAGCAUCCUGCCCAUCAAAAUGCACCGCCAAACACCGUCUCGCGUAUUUCCAAACCGGUAUUCUACCAUCAAAUGGCACGGUGUGCGAACCUGAUUUUGUACCAUUUGGAACUCCAGCCGAGGGAAUGGAUGCGCAAACCGAAGAAGAUGAUGAGUUGGAGUGGGCAUUGGAAGAACUGUUGAAGUUGUUGUGAAUUUUGUAUGCCUCCAUCAUGCCAUCCACGGUUCUAGCAUGACCCGACCAAAAUAACUCAUUCCACUCUAAGAAACUCCAUCUAAUAAUAAAACAAGCAUCUAUCACUCCC
Molecule: messenger RNA, 2717 nt
Organism: Sclerotinia trifoliorum
Lineage: Eukaryota; Fungi; Ascomycota; Leotiomycetes; Helotiales; Sclerotiniaceae
Source: the annotation of a GenBank genome assembly